GGCCUGGUGUCCCUAACACGAUUUUCAUGGAGUAUCAAGCAAGCUCUCCCGGACUUCCAGCCAAUCCACAGUCCUCUCUCCUACGGGCGGGAGCGCACCAUGGUGCCCGGGAUCAGCGAGCCGCCCCCCAGAGAGCGCCACCGAGUGGUCAUGUACCAGCAGGAGAGCUUGGCGUUCGGUGGGGUCCCCACCCUCUGCGCAGAGAGACAGCUGGCAUUCAAUACGGCGCAGAGCCCCCUAAACCCCGCCAUCCAGGGAGUGAGCGCCCACCUGCCGGAUCAUUGGUUCAUAAACUUCCAGAGCGCGGGGGUGGAGCGGACGGAGGAGCCCCCGCCCCCGAGCACCGAGGAACGCCAUAUGCCACCUGAAUGCCCUUCCCAGGACAGGCAGAGGAGCAGCAGCAUGGAGAGCGACGGUGAGCAGCCUGAGACGCCGAAUAUCGCCGGCCCGGAGAAUUCCCGACCCGUCUACAGGACCUCGCAGGGGUCAGACAAAGCCAAAGCCGCAUGGCGCAAACUCCGCCUGUACCUACCGGACAUCAGCAGUUCGGCGCCCGUCCAGCCCUCAGAGGACGAUUCUGUGUUUUCGGAGCCCGAAGACCCCAGACCUCCAUCAGCAGCUGACGUGAAGGAGACCCCGGAGCCCCAGGAGGCGGUGGUGGUGGCGGCGGCUGGGGGGAAGGUGGAGCAGGAGAGGUGGAGGUUCUCGGCUUCUGAACUGAUCAGCAAACUGCAACUCAGCCAACGGAGGAACAACUUCACCGCCAAAAUCGGCAAAUCCCUCUCCACCAAAAUCACCCUGAGAGAGAAGGGGGCCUCCACCAGCCAGGAAGGUAAAUCUGGAAGGAGAGAGAGGAGAUGUAACAGUGCCGGGGUGAGCAGCCUUCUGCAGCCGCCUGCCAGGGAUACGGACUCCUCCUGGCUCAGGAGCAAAUCGGUGGAGGGUGGGCAGCAAGGCAGACCACCCAGCGAGGAGGCCCGACCGUCACCCUGCGAGGAGAGGCCAGAGGACACCGAGUCCCAAAGGAGGCAAUCCUACUGCGAGAGGAGACAGUCCCGCUUCUUGCUCACCUCCAUCCUGUACCAGGAAUACAGCGACGUGGCCAUAAACCGCGAGCUUCAGCGGCAGAAGCGGGAAGAUACGGCGGGAGAGGAGGACGACGUUUCUGCGAGUCCAAAGAGUAACCUGUCCCCCAGCAGCUCGUUCCGCUCUCAGCGCUCGUCACGGGGCUCCACCUUCUCCCUGUGGCAGGAUAUCCCGGAUGUCCGAGGGAGCGGCGUCCUGAAUACGCUCACGAUCCAGGAGAGGAAGCUGCAGGAGGCCAAGUUUGAGUUGGUGACGUCGGAGGCGUCGUAUGUGAACAGUCUGUCCAUCGUGGUCGAUCAUUUCCUGAACUCACCGGAGCUGAACGAGUGUCUGGGGGCGCAGGAGAAACAAUGGCUCUUCUCCAAACUGCCCGAAGUGAAGGAGAUCAGCGAGAGGUUCCUGACUGACCUGGAGGAGCGGUUGGAGGAGGACAUCCUGCGAUUUGACGUCUGUGACAUCGUCCUGCGACAUUGCCCCGAGCUGCGGAGGGUGUACCUACCUUAUGUCACCAACCAGGCCUACCAGGAGCAGACCUACCAACGGCUGCUACAGGAAAACGCCCGUUUCCGGGGGAUCCUGGCCAAGCUGGAGGAAGACCAAGUGUGCCAACGCCUCCCUCUGACCUCCUUCCUCAUCCUGCCCUUCCAGAGGAUCAUGCGGCUGAAGAUGCUGGUGGAGAAUAUCCUGAAGCACACGGCGCCCGGAUCGCAGAACGAAGAGACGGCCAGCCAGGCGUUCACCGAGCUCAAGAAGCUGGUGAAGGAAUGUAACGCCAGCGUCCAAUCUAUGAAGAGAACAGAAGAGUUGAUCCACCUCAACAAGAAGAUUCACUUUGAGAGUAAGAUCUUCCCUCUGAUCUCGCAGUCUCGUUGGCUGGUGAAGCACGGGGAGCUGGUGGAACUGGACAUGCAGAUCCCGAAUGCAGCAGGAUCCCGCUUCAAACUCAGCCCCAAACCCGUCUACCUGCAUCUGUUCAAUGACUGCCUGCUGCUCUCCAGGAAGAAGGAGCUGGGCCGGUUUGCGGUCUUUGCACAUGCCCAGGUGUGUGACCUGAAGGUGACGGAUCUGAGCUGGAAGCUGCAGGAGGUCCGGGCGAGGUGUUCCAUGUCCAGCUGUGCCACGAGCAACGGCCGAAACACCAGAUCCUGCUUCGUGCGCAGAGCGAGAGCCAGAAGCAGCGCUGGAUCUCCGCCAUGUGUCCCUCCAAGCCGCUCAUCGACCUGGAGAACGUCUCCGACAGCGAAGACGCUCCUCAGGUCCAGUGCAUUAAGGGGUACACCGCCCAGGAGCACGAUGAGCUCACGCUGGAGAAGGCCGACAUCCUUGCGCCUCACCGCCAAGACCAGCGACGGUUGGAUGGAAGGGAUCCGGCUCUCGGAUGGAGAGAGGGGCUGGGCGCCAGCGACGCACGUGGAGGAGAUCACCAACAAGAACGCCCGGCUGCGCAACCUGCGCGAGAACAAGCGGAUCAAGCACGCCACCAGCAAACUGGAGAUGAAGCCGCCUUAG
Staurois parvus is the source of this 2595-nucleotide messenger RNA. The record is from the annotation of a GenBank genome assembly. Lineage: Eukaryota; Metazoa; Chordata; Amphibia; Anura; Ranidae.